UCUCGUCUGAUUUAAUUCGACAAUUGUAAUGACUGGGAACCUGGAAUUAACGAAUCGCGUGGGCUCGAUUGUCGAUAAGUCAUUGUUUCCGGAGUUGGUAAAACGACACUUGUUGCCAGGGAAAGCCAAGAUCAACUCCAAUGACAGGGACUAACGACGGGAUACCAAGGUGCGUCAACCAUUUUCUACAUGCAGCGCACGCACUCUGAAGUUUGGUGAGGUUUUUUCCGGAGGUGGGGGCGGCGCUGUCACGGUGCGGAAGAGGAGGGGGAGUUGUAGGCUGAUAUUAACCGUAUGUAGAUAGCGCACAGGUGAUUUCUUUUCGCAAAGUAAAUAAAUUCUAUCGUUUGUAGUUGGUUUGUACACGUUUGUACUGAUCUUAAAAUAUUUCCGUAGUCCUUCAAUCAUUUUACAAUAUAUGAUUAAAAAUCCAUUGAAGCCAGUGCCUCCGCGAUGUUGUAAGUGGCGACAUCUCUGUCCCGGGGCCUUAGAAGAAUCGUAAAUGGGCUGCCCCAGAUGGCAUGCCAUAUACUCUGUGGUAAUGCCUUACCAACAGGCACGUUCAAUUGUAGUUCAUGCGCCAUCCCUACGAAGUUUUGCGGUUGGAACUACUCCAUAAGCAUUUAAAAUGUACAGUGACAAAUUCGACUCACCGUUUUACCCCGAGGACACUGACUGCGAGGACUGCGAUCAACGGAUGUUCGAGUACGAUUACGAGUACGAGGACAUCAAUGUUGACACAUUGAAAGAUGUUUACGACAACUGCAUUGUGCCAAGUGUUUUUGAGACAGCCAAGUACUUGAGUCCUCUGUUAUUAGCUUCGUUCAUUUUCAAUAUUUUAACUCAGAUAAUUCUCAUCAAAAAACUGCCGCACUAUCUGUUUCACCUGCUAUCAAUUGUGAUCGGAAUCUACACAGUCCAGCACUAUGUGCCUGAAUGUUUAUAUUUGUUGCUCAUCUAUGCUGCAUUGUCGUACGCCUGUCUGUGUUUACCUCGACGAUACCAAAGAGGAGGAGAAGUCUUCGUUAUUAGUCUAUUAGUUAUUUUAUACUGUGAAUACACGAUGGACCCCUCAGCUUGGCACAAGGUUCGCAGCGUCAUGAUGAUAGCUGCGAUGAAGGCUGUGAGUGUAUCCCUGGAUAAAACCAACAACAACGAUUUCCCGAAUAGCUACCAGUAUCCAGGAUAUUUAUUUGGGGCUGCCACAUGCCUCUUCGGACCUUGGAUCAGCUUCAAAGACUACAUUGGACUGUUGGAUAACGAGAGAUCAUCAUUAAGUUUGGAGUGGAUUAUCCAGAUCAUCAAGCAUUACACAGUAUCGUUCAUCUUCCUGAGUAUUUCGAAUUGCUGGGGUGGGUGGCUGUUAGCCGAUAGUUCAACAAAAUGGGUUCUGGCGUAUCGAGACGCAUUAUCCUUCAGAACUUCUCACUACUUUAUCUCUUAUGCUUCUUCAAGUGUUUUGUUAUUGGGUGGAUAUCCAUCGUCACUCACGACGAUUGUCAAACCUGGGGAUAUUGAAAUGCCCAGAUCGCUGGUUCAGGUCGUUGUCUCGUGGAAUAUUCCUAUGCACACGUGGCUGAAAUUAUAUAUAUUUCGUCCAGCAACCAAACGCAUAGGUAAAUUCAGUGCAGUGACACUGACAUACUUAACCAGUGCCCUCCUUCAUGGAUUGAACUUCCAACUAGCUGCUGUUCUCCUUAGUUUAGGCUUCUACACAUACGUAGAGUUCCAACUGAGGAAUAUUCUGGCUCAUGCAUUUGACGCGUGUAUCUCAGCAAAACGAUGCCCAACAGAAAAGUGCUGUCAUAAAAAAAAUUCUGAGAACUGUUACUGGGUCAUCGUGGCAAACCUCAGUUUUUCAGUAUUAUCGAUCUUCCAUUUAGCUUAUUUAGGACUAAUGUUCGAUACCUCGGAUAUUCAAGAGAGUGGAUACAGCUACAGCCACACAAUCGAUAAGUGGUCACAGCUGGGAUUCGCCAGUCACUGGGUUGCGUUGGCUACCUAUGUUAUUUAUUUUUUACUCAGAUAAAUUUCGAUUUCAAUUUUUUCCGUGGAGACAUUGAUGCGUGCGAUCAAUUUGCGAGAUUAUGAAGAGGGAAUUGAGGGGAAUAAAUCUGAAUUCUUUAGAGAAUUGAAACCAUUCUUGAACUAGUCUUUUCAUUGUGAAAACUUUUGAAUUCUCAUACUUGUUCAGUGAGGAGCUCCAUUUUUUUCAUUCUAUCUUUGCUGAUUUCCUUUUUUUUAUCAUUUUGCCAAGCCCUAUUUUACACUUCACAAAUUAAUGGUAAUUGCUCACAGGGACUCCAUAGCUAUGAGAGAAAAAUUUAAAGGCACCAUAUUGAUGCAAAUUUAGGAAAUUGGAAAAUGUCGCUCAUUUUGAACGUUGGAACAGAAGAACUGUCCAGUGAUGUCAUAAACAUUGUCUUUGUGUUUUUCUACUCACAAUAGUCCCGAUACCCAUUAAUCGAUGAAUUGAAUUCAUCUUAUUUAUUUCAGUCACAAAUUCAAUGUCCCAUGACAUUUUUAUAUUUUUAUAUUUGUAAAAAGAUUUUGUAAUUAAUGAAUUGAGAAUAAAUGAGAUUUUCUAAAUAAA
Molecule: messenger RNA, 2593 nt
Organism: Diachasmimorpha longicaudata
Lineage: Eukaryota; Metazoa; Arthropoda; Insecta; Hymenoptera; Braconidae
Gene: por
Product: protein-serine O-palmitoleoyltransferase porcupine
Exons: 8
Coding region: 629-2029 (466 amino acids)
Biological process (GO): Wnt protein secretion; protein palmitoylation; lipid modification
Cellular component (GO): membrane; endoplasmic reticulum
Molecular function (GO): palmitoleoyltransferase activity; Wnt-protein binding
Source: RefSeq, a predicted model, not a curated record